This is a messenger RNA of Scheffersomyces coipomensis, 1416 nucleotides long. It is a transcript of the gene ERV46, whose product is annotated as Erv46p. Lineage: Eukaryota; Fungi; Ascomycota; Pichiomycetes; Serinales; Debaryomycetaceae. Gene Ontology annotation, cellular component: endoplasmic reticulum membrane; endoplasmic reticulum; Golgi membrane. Gene Ontology annotation, biological process: endoplasmic reticulum to Golgi vesicle-mediated transport; retrograde vesicle-mediated transport, Golgi to endoplasmic reticulum. The record is from RefSeq and is a predicted model, not a curated record. The transcript has a single exon. Bases 137 to 1366 code for a protein of 409 amino acids.
UACUGAAAAAUUCUCGAGCAAAUUGAAGUGAGAGCACCAGAAAUUUAAUUGUCCACGUAAUAAAUAUGGAAAUAUAUAUGCUUAGAUAAAGUUGAUAAGUUUUCAUAUUCAAUUCUCCAGAUCAUAGUUAGAUAGGAUGUCAGGUCAAAGACCCAAGUUGAUAUCGAUAGAUGCAUUUGCAAAGACUGUGGAAGAUGCAAGAAUCAGAACUACUUCUGGUGGGAUAAUCACUUUAUUAUGUAUUGCGAUAGUACUAUUUUUAAUUAGAAGUGAGUAUGUGGAGUAUACUUCAAUUAUCACUAGACCUGAAUUGGUGGUUGAUAGAGAUAUAAAUAAAGAAUUGGAUAUUCAUUUGGAUAUAUCAUUCCCUAAUUUACCUUGUGAUAUCAUUUCUUUGGAUUUAUUAGAUGAAACUGGUGAUGUUCAAUUAAAUGUAUUAAGAUCAGGAUUUCAAAAAUUUAGAAUUAUUCAAGACUCAAAUGGUCAUAAAUUAGAAGAACUUUUGGAUGUUGAUUCAACCCCAUUGAACAAUGAUAUUUCAUUAGAAGAAUUAGCUAAGGGUUUAAAAGAAGGUGAACAAGGUCAUUGUGGAUCAUGUUAUGGUGCUUUACCUCAAGAUAAAAAUCAAUAUUGUUGUAAUUCAUGUGAAUCAGUAAGAUUAGCUUAUGCUGAAAAGUUAUGGGGAUUCUAUGAUGGUUCCAACAUUGAACAAUGUGAAAAGGAAGGUUAUGUGAAAAGAAUUACUGAAAGAAUCAAUAAUCGUGAAGGUUGUAGAGUUAAGGGAACUUCUCAAAUUAAUAGAAUCUCCGGUACUUUAGAUUUUGCUCCUGGUGCCUCCUUUACUAUGAAUGGUAAACAUGUUCAUGAUCUUUCUUUGUAUCAAAAAUAUCCUGAUAAAUUUAACUUUGAUCAUAUUAUUAAUCAUUUAUCAUUUGGAGCCAUUGUUCCAGAUGGAUUAUCUACUCAUCCAUUAAAUGGUCAUAGUUCAAGCUUAGGGGCAAAAGAUCAUAUGUUUUCUUAUUAUCUUAAAGUUGUUGCCACUAGAUAUGAACAUAUGUUAAGUAAAAAGGCUGAUACUAUCGAUACCAAUCAAUUUUCUGUUAUUACUCAUGAUAGACCAUUAAAAGGUGGUAAAGAUGAAGAUCAUCAACAUACCUUACAUGCUAGAGGAGGUGUACCUGGUGUAUUCCUUAACUUUGACAUUUCUCCAUUAAAGAUUAUCAAUCGUGAAGAAUAUGCUAAGACUUGGUCAGGAUUCGUUCUUGGAGUCAUUAGUUCAAUUGCUGGAGUUUUAAUGGUUGGAACUUUAAUAGAUAGAUCUGUAUAUGCCGCUGAAAAGGCAAUCAGAAGUAAAAAAGAUUUAUAAGUAAGUACAUAAUAUUAAUUAAUAAUAAAAAGUUUUAUAUCAAUAUUAAA